Messenger RNA from Magnusiomyces paraingens, 1446 nucleotides. RefSeq lists its product as uncharacterized. The record is from RefSeq and is a predicted model, not a curated record. The coding region runs from base 1 to 1446 and encodes 481 amino acids. The transcript has a single exon. Lineage: Eukaryota; Fungi; Ascomycota; Dipodascomycetes; Dipodascales; Dipodascaceae.
AUGACAGAAAAUGCAGAAGCACCGACUAAAAUCAGACUAUUCAUAGGCUCGAUUUCGCCGUUAUUGGCUCAAAGUAUUGAUGAGCUUAGUGCUCGUUUUGAAAAGUAUGGCAAGCCACUGGCUCCGAUUGAACUUCAUCACAAGCCCAUUUUGGAUUCGUACUACGGAUUUCUUAAUUUCGAGACUACACCACAACAGUAUGAUACCAUGAAGAAAGCAUUUGCUAAGCUUAAAUUCAAAGGAUCAGUUAUUAGCAUUGAAAAAGCCAAGCUGGAUUUUCAAGAUCAAUGGGCACGCGAACAAGCACGGCCAAAUCCACCACCAUCAAAAGACGCUCUGCGGCGGCGAUACGGUCCUGCACGACGAGGCAUCGACGAAAUUCCUGGACGGAUGAGAACAACGCUAAGACGAAAGUAUCGAUACAUGACAUUUCGGAUCAUAGUAGGGAAUAGAAAAAAGGUGCUAAAUUGUCCACGCAAAAAGCUGUGGGGCUUUAUGCGAGACCGUAAAUUGGAUGAGGUGGUGUGGCAAUAUUCUAAUCGGCAGUGGAGAGAUGGUAACGGAGAUGUCAUUGAAACUGUGGAUUUCCGACCGGUAGCCCCUAAGAGUGUCGGAGGAGUUAAUUUUGAUGCAGCUGAGGAGGAAAAUAGUGAAGAACAGGAAGAGGAAGAGGAGCGACAGCGGAACUUGUCAAUUUUAGAGAAGAUGUUUGGCGGGGCCAGCGAGGACUACAUCCCUAAGGCCACCCUGGACUCUAAGAAUGAUCUGGAUGAAGAGAUUCAGGAAGAUGAUGAAGAUGAUGAUGAAGAUGAUGACGAUGAUGAUAUGGCUGAUUGGGAAAAUCACCAAAACUUUCACAAAGUUGAAUCCGUGGAAGAGCAAGAGCAAGAGCAAGAACAGGAACAGGAACAGGAACAGGAACAGGAACAUGAAGAAGCGCAGGAAGAACAAGAACCCGAGGAGCCCACAGAGUCAAUCUCUGUUGAGGAAGACAUUGAACCUGCGCCAGCUACUAAACCAAGCACUAAGACCCUGCGAAGUUUGUUUAACCCGACUGAGGGCUCUGGUCAGUUUUCUCUUUUUGGGAAUGAUUUUGCAGACUCUGAAGAUCUCGACAAUACAGUUCUCGAGCAGCUCGAUGCUGAAGCCGUUCGACAAAAGAAACGACCUGCAGAGGCAUCUUUAUUCGAUACACUUCCUUCCGGUGGGGUUUCAUCCGCGGAGCGCAAGGGCUUGUUUUUCGGACACUUUGAAUCGCCGUUUUUGUCGUCACAGGCACAGGCCGCACAACUGCCAGCCUUACAGCAGUUUGACAGCGAAAAAUGGGAAUCAUUAUUCUACGCGCGCCGGAGUGACUGGGCAAAGAAAUUUAAGGGUCGUCGGCGCGAAGCUCUGCGGCAGAUUGAGCGUAAGAACAAAGCGCGCCGGCGGACUGCGGUGGUUUGA